This is a messenger RNA of Pogoniulus pusillus (Red-fronted tinkerbird), 1874 nucleotides long. RefSeq names its product oxidative stress-responsive serine-rich protein 1-like. Gene Ontology annotation, biological process: cellular response to hydrogen peroxide. The transcript is spliced from 4 exons. Bases 121 to 987 code for a protein of 288 amino acids. NCBI's taxonomy places the organism in Eukaryota, Metazoa, Chordata, Aves, Piciformes, Lybiidae. The record is from RefSeq and is a predicted model, not a curated record.
CCCCGCGCCGGAAGUAACGGCGGCCGGGCGGGGGCGGGGCUGUGACCUCACUUCCUGUUGUGCUCCGCGCCCCCCCUCGGAGCUAGGCCGGGAGCGGCGUUACACACUGAGAGCCCAUCCAUGGACUUGGAGGCUAAGGAUGAAGAGGAAGAGAGUCUGCAAACGGCUUUCAAGAAGCUGAGAGUGGAUGCGGCAGGGUGCGCUGCAGCUCUGCCCGUGGGCGAUGGUGCGGCGCUCAGAACCCCAACAAGAGCAGCCCAGGAUGGGGGCAAACAGCAGCCUGCCUGCUGCAAGGAAGCCUGGCAUGGGUGUGUGAGGAAGCCUUCCCGAGGAUCAGCAAGAGUCCCACGGCGCAGGCGCUCCAAGUCUCCCGUCCUGCAUCCUCCCAAGUUCACCUACUGCGGCCUGAAAGCCAGCAGCCAGCUGAAACACAAAGCCCAGGCAGACGUGCCCAGGGGCAGUGCCAGCUCAGACAGUUUGGUGACGGCAGAGCACGGGACCAAAGAUGGGUGCGGGUCUGGCUCAGAGGCCGCUGAUGACAGAACACAACCUUUGGAAGCUUUCACCACCGAAGAGCCUUUGGAGAAGCCAAGAGAGAGUUGCCCUGCUCUCAGCUCCUCCUUUGAGAGCAGUCUGCGUUCCAGCCAAGCCUCUGAUUUCCAGUCCUUGUCCAUGCUUAGCAACAGCAAGCAGUGCCCUUGCAGGGACCGGCAGUGCCAGUGCAGGCAGUGGAGAGCCAUGCGGGUCUACUCCUUCUCCGGCCUGCGCAGCGUCCUGUCCGAGUGCGAGAAGGCUGUGCUGGGGGUGCAGGCGCUGCAGAACAGAGCCCCCUGUGGGACAACCGCAGCAGGCUCUCCGAGGUCUUGUUCUGAGCAGGCUCGAGCCUUUGUGGAUGAUGUGACUAUUGAAGAUCUCUCGGGAUACAUGGAGUACUACCUGUACAUCCCCAAGAAGAUGUCUCACAUGGCAGAGAUGAUGUACACCUGACUGAGAGCAAGAGAGGGCCCUGCAGCUUGUGGCAGGGCUGCAUUAAAUGCCUUUUCAGUGCCACAUUCUUACUGUUGUGUGUUCCAUCAGAUGUUUCUUUGCCUCAUACAGUUUAGUUUUCUAAUAAAAUGACAAAUGGACUCUAGUUUGCAAGCUUAGUUCUAAAGAGAACGCACUAAAGCCUCUGCACACUGUAGCAAAGCUCUGUACAUCCAGCGAGCUGCCUCUGGCUCUCCUUUGUGCUGUGGAGACUCCAGCUCCCUUUGCUGUUUUCACUGGGGGCAGGAGGCACUGUUUAGGUUUUGCACUGUUGGGAAGGUUCAUUCCUAAAGUGUCCCAGUGCUUAGACAUUGGAGAACUGAGCCUCUGCUCCUCUUCUGCUCUGGAGGGAGAGAGAGAAGAACAGGAGGGUUUCAUUACUGUGGAGUGGGUUGAUCUUUGCGUGAGCACUGUCUGGCUGCUUUCUAGGUUGCUCAAAGCAUGAAUGCUUCCUCCUCACAGGUGUGUUGCGAGGCCCAGGCCGUGCUUGCACCCCCCCUAGUGUAACCAGCUCACCCUUAAGCAGUUCUAUUUUUCUGCAGAUAAGUGAAGCUUUUAGAAGCGAGAAGUCUAUUUUGUUAUGUGUGCUUUCCAGGGGGAGGCAGGCAGGCUGGCAGGGUUCUUGGGCCUUGCUGUCCUGGGGGGAGGUGGUGGAGCCAUCCAUGUGGGCUGUUUCUGAGUUUGGUACACAAAGCAGUGUGGGAGAUGAGGAGUGUCCCACAUGCUGCGUGUGUAGUGCUUUACCUCCCCUUCUGAUUGGAAAUACUGAAAUAAAAAGCAGUUGUUGCUGAGACUUGCUUUAAUAAAUGUCUGUCAAACCCCAGCAAAUUAAAGACUGAAUAGUCUGA